CCCCUCCCUCCUCUGGCGGGCGGACCCGGAACAGUCAGGCGGACGGUGAUCAGCGGCCAGGAACGGUCCCGGUACACGCCGCUAUCAUGCAGGGGAACCUGACAGAGGAGCUGGAGCUGGAAAAGAGCGUCCGGCGACUGAGAGAGAAGUUCUACGGCCACAUCCCAAUAGAGACAGCGGUCCAUCUCAUGAGGAAGUUCACCAACAAUCAUGUGCAAGUCUGUCAAUACAUCAUCCUGUGCAAGGACGACCUUAAUGAUAUGGAUCCAGAUGACAGAAGCAGUUUGAAGAAGGACAAAGUUGCAAUGAAUGUAAUCAAUAAACUAAAGAAGGACAAAGACACGCCAAAGGACCUGAGUACAGACAAGGACAUACAGAACCUGGCUGAAAGAUUGAAGCAUCUUCCUCUGACAGAGAAGAACUUAAAAAUGUUUACCAAUGCUACUGAAAACCUCAUCCCCUCUCAUAACCGCCAGUUCUCCUGCAGAGAAUGUGACAAGAUGUGGUGGCGAAGGGUUCCACAGAGGAAAGAGGUGUCCAGAUGUCACAUCUGCCGCAAGAAAUACGACCCGGUGCCUUAUGAUAAAAUGUGGGGGAUCGCAGAGUUCCAUUGCCGGACCUGCAACCGGAUGUUCAAGGGAUUUUCUCAGAUGGGCUGUGCUUGCCCCUGUUACAUGUGUACUACACCCGUCCUGCCCAUUCGCAUACUUCCUCCAAGCCGGAACAAAGGCCCACGAACCCGCAGCCCUCACAGCUGCUUUGCCGAAGACUGCUACAAUCGCAGAGAGCCUCACAUUCAAGGUGUGCUAUGUGUCCACCCUAGAAGCAGAGCUAAAAACAACGAACCCAAAGUGCUUUAUGCCAGCACCCCACAUGUGAGCUCAGGGUCCACCGUGGCCACCUGCUUGAGCCAGGGCAGCCUGACCCAGUGUGACCUGGAUGAGCUUAUCCUGGAUGACAUCAAGGAGACGGAUGAAGAGGAGAGCGAUGAUGACAGUUAAAGACCAACAGUGGGUAACCUGGAAUCCAUAUGGACUGUCCAGAUCCACUAGGUCAUUUCUUAAGUGAAAGGUUGGCCGUUUAGCCAUGUUUAUAUGAAAUUUGUUGACCAUCAAAGGGUGAAGGCUGUUGAUUUUUGCAUAGGUUAGUGGGUCAGCAUACCCACCAGCUUGUUAAAGGUCCCUGAAAUUUGGUGGGGAGAACAAUACCCCAAUAUCCUAUCCAUUUUAGGUCCAAAGGCUGGAUUCUUUACAUAUUGCAUGGAGAAUCCAACAGAAAGCCAGCCAGACUAUGGCUUGGCAUUAAGCCAAAGGGUUUGUGAUAGCCGGAGGGAAUGGUGGAAGCCACCACUAGGUCCAGAAAACCUAUAACCAAUCAGAAGGUGAUUGAGCCUAUCAUGCUCCUUUAAAAACUUUAGGCUGAAUGGGCCAUUGAACCUCGUGUUUUGUGUUGUUUGUUGGGGGAAACCACAGUUAAGAUCAGCAGAAGUUGAGCCUUAAACAUUUCCAAGAGAAAUAAGUGCCUUAUCUUUGUGUCUUUUUUUUCCGGUGUACACACUGUGUUGUGUUGUAUUUUUUUACUGUUGCUCCUAUCUAAAUCAUAUAAAUUCACCUGUCAUUUGUUGCAUUAUGCUCCGCCAUUUUGAUUUUUGUAAGAGUGCUAAUGGCUGACAUAUCUGGUUGCAUCAGCUGACAUUUGGUAUUCUGACACAACGUUGCUUCAGUCUUCACAUUUUUUGCAGUAAGAAAUUCUUUGCUACAAUUAUCUCUGGAAACCACUUUUUGUUACAAAAAAAUAAAAAGUUAUGUUUUUAAACACA
Messenger RNA from Rana temporaria (common frog), 1819 nucleotides. It is a transcript of the gene SHFL, whose product is annotated as shiftless antiviral inhibitor of ribosomal frameshifting. The transcript is spliced from 9 exons. Lineage: Eukaryota; Metazoa; Chordata; Amphibia; Anura; Ranidae. The record is from RefSeq and is a predicted model, not a curated record. Gene Ontology annotation, biological process: innate immune response; viral translational frameshifting. Gene Ontology annotation, molecular function: sequence-specific mRNA binding; ribosome binding. Bases 87 to 1001 code for a protein of 304 amino acids.